AUGCCAGCGGCAUUCACUGUCGUCCUCCCCCCCAUGGCCUGUUCACUCGUCGGCCACGAUCUGCCACCUAAUCCCUUCCGGUCAACGGACAUUAGGUGUGGAGGGGCAUGGGGGGGGGAGGCCAGUCGAGGUUUGGAGAGCCAUACUCCGCUAGUGGCCAGUCAGCUUCCGCAGAUGCGCCUCGGCCGGACGAAAAUGCGAGAAGACAAUGCGGACAGACGAGCGUAUGCAUGCUGGCUGGCUGGCGGGAAAGGGAGGCUUUGUGAAAAAAUCCCCAGAAAGUAUCAGCCAAGCAGUGGCCUCUUGAUUCCGCGCUCACCCCUACGCGGUUCUCCUCGGUAUCGUCUCCUCUUCGGGAAAGCAGCAGCAGCAGCAGCAGCAACAGCAGCAGAAAAGCAGGCCAGAAUGUUGAGGACAGUUGGCAAUCUGCUGUCGGAACAGUUCGUCUUCAUACCCCGUUGGGUGGACGUUUUGAUUAACCUGAUCACCGUGGCAACUGGAUUUGCUAUGGUUGGAUGUCGAGGGCUUGUCAACAAGAAAGCUUUUUUGCUUGGCAUACCAUCAUCCAGCACCUCUAUGAUAUGCACGACCAUUCGUGUACAAGGUGUAGCCCAAAUAGAGGAGCGUAGCAGGCACAAUAUCGAAAUUAUUCAAUUUUAA
Messenger RNA from Protopolystoma xenopodis, 660 nucleotides. The record is from the annotation of a GenBank genome assembly. NCBI's taxonomy places the organism in Eukaryota, Metazoa, Platyhelminthes, Monogenea, Polystomatidea, Polystomatidae.